Molecule: messenger RNA, 465 nt
Organism: Rotaria sordida
Lineage: Eukaryota; Metazoa; Rotifera; Eurotatoria; Philodinida; Philodinidae
Source: the annotation of a GenBank genome assembly
AUGACAAUCGAUCAUUGUCAAGCAUGGAAUGAAACAGAUUUAACAGAAAAUAUAACUGAAAUUAUUCCACCACAACCAUUUGUUUAUUAUGGUCGAUAUCAUCAACGACGUUCUCGUCGUGAAUAUCUAUAUAAAAAUUCAACAUCUGAUCUUAAUACAAUUGAAACAGUUCUUUCAAUUCUUCCAUUAGAUCGUCUAGGUGCUAUUAUUGGUCAAAUUAUGGCAACAAGUCUUAAAGAAAUAUUUAAUCCAAAUGUUGGCAAAAAAAUUAUUAAUGUUCUUGAAAAUCAAGUACCAUCAUUAUUAACAUCACUUUUUAGUAAUCUUUUUAGUACUUUUCGUAUUCCAGCAAGAGCAUCAACAAGUAAUAUCACUGUAUCAAUCAAUAUAAGUACUAAUAAGCCAUUGAGUAAUAGUUCAACACCAUCGUUAAUAAAUUUUAUGCGACGUCCAAGAACCAAGUAA